AUAAAAAAUGAAAUUCUUAUUGAAAUGCCGCCAUUUCUCAUUUUCCAAUUUCAAAGGAGGAACACUAAAACCUUUCACUAGCCACAGAGAUCAAACAGCGGCAAUUUUCCGACAAUGAGAGGCGCCGGACGCCGUCGCACUAACUCUGCAGUGCCGGAUCGGCGACAUCCACCGCCGACUCCGAUCAACGACCCAAGGCAAUUUAUCUCCACCGGCGGCCGUGAUUCCGACGCAAGCUUUGCCAGUAGCCGGCCUUCAUCUGCCGGCGUAAACACUCGGUCCUCGGCUAUCCCCAUCUCCGACAGAUCCUAUCAACUCUCUGCUAUGCGUACAAUUAAUGCUUACCUUUCCUCCCACUCUCUCCCUUUUACUCUCAAACCCCCUCUCCCUUCUGCAAAAGAUAUCACCGAAACCCUAAAAUUCAUCCUCUCUCGUUUUGGAUUUUCCUCGGUAGAGUCGCAUAAACUCGAAGAUAAUCUCCAAACCCUACUGAAAUCCCUAAAUUGCCCUGUGAAAUUGAACAAAUCUGCAUUACGGGCCCCUGGGACACCUCAUUCUUGGCCUAGUCUACUUGCAGCAAUUCACUGGCUUGUUCAGCUGUGUAAAUUUGAUGAUCACCGGUUGAGUUCGGCUCAACCACUUGCUCCGGAUAAUAAGGAAUUGAGCUAUACUAUAGAGAGUUAUUUGCAUUACUUUAGGGGGAAAGAUGAACAAGUAGAUGAAUUGGAUCGUCAAUUUAUGCAAGAGUUGGAACAACAUAAGGAGCGGUUGGUUGAGAAUGUGAAUGUUUUGGAGGAGAAUGUGAAGGCUCAAGAGCAAAAGUUGGAAGCAAUGAAGACGGGACCAUCGGAAAGAGAGACGUUGGAGCAGGAGAAGAGUACGUUGGAGGAAGAUGUUAAGAAGUUUCAUGCUAUCAUUGAACAGUUAGAAGGGCAUAUAGUGACAAUGGAGAAGAUGGUGGAAGAGAAAGAGAAAGGGUUAGAGACUAAGGUUGCAGAGAAAGAGAGCAUUUGUGCAGAGAAUGAGGAGUUGAAGAAGAGAGUGGAGGAACAAGGGAUAAAUUCCAGGGAUGCAGAUAGGAUGAAGAGGGAGUUGCACGCUUUGGAAAGGGAUAUUGGGGAUAUCGAGAACCAGAGGAUUGAAUGGGAGGAGAAAGCUUGGGACCUCGACUCUGCCAUUGGGAACAUGUACAAGAAGCUUGAGGAGCUAAUGAUCGAGUGCAACCAAUCUAUCAGGAGGUUAAAGCUAGGAAAUGAAUUUCAGUAUCAAUUGAAUCCCCAAGGGUCCUCACCAGCGGAGGUAUUAGGUAUAGAUUACAAAAAAACAUUAAAGCCCACUCUUGCAUCCUUAGAAGAUGAGAUGAAAAAGAGUUCCAUGGGGAAAAUGGAAGAGUUGAUAUCUCUCCAGCAGCAGUCAGUUGAGAAGGCUACGAAAGUAGAGUCAAAGAGGAAUCGUCUGGCUGCUCUUCAGGCUCACAUUGAUAAUUUGGAGGCUCAGUUGGACUUGGUAAAGAAGGAAAGACAGGACUUCACAUCUAGCUGUGCAACAGAAGCCAGAAGGAUAGUUGAGGAAGUUGAAGCAGAGACGCGGAAGUUGGAUCAGGUUGAAAGAGAGGCGGAGGACUUUCUGAAGGCAUCAAAGGCCAAAUUGCAGGAAAUAAUUGCACAAACUGAGGAAGAAAUACAGUUGUGUGCCCGUGAACUCUUUGCUGUUGUUGAUUCAGUUUCAAAAUAUAAAGAGUAUAUUACAUCAAAAGUUGCCACGAUGAAGAAUGAUCUUGCAGAAGCUGCCGGGAAUAUAGCAGAUAUGCAUAAAGCUGGUUUGCCUGUCUCUGAUGCAAACCACUGACAUUAAGCCUCCUAAUGAUAAUUCCAUUUAUCUUAUGUUUUUUUUUUGUUAUUACUAAAAUAUGGUUUAAUUCUAUGCCUUACAAGAUCUGCCAGUAUGUAUCCUUCUGUGUGGUCUUUAGAAGAGUGAAGCUAAUGAUUAGACUAUUGCUGAUAA
Solanum dulcamara is the source of this 2004-nucleotide messenger RNA. Its product is annotated as kinetochore protein NDC80 homolog. Bases 115 to 1848 code for a protein of 577 amino acids. The transcript has 4 exons. The record is from RefSeq and is a predicted model, not a curated record. NCBI's taxonomy places the organism in Eukaryota, Viridiplantae, Streptophyta, Magnoliopsida, Solanales, Solanaceae. Gene Ontology annotation, biological process: attachment of mitotic spindle microtubules to kinetochore. Gene Ontology annotation, cellular component: Ndc80 complex.